CGCGCAUUCCGUUCGAAGUAUCUGCAGUACAAUGGCGGUCCUCUGGAGCUCUGCAGUUCUCUGUGACGGGCUCCGCCAUUUUGAGAAUCUCUUAGGGAAUGCAUAAGUUUCAGAAAUUCCUUCGCAGUUUCUCUGCAGGCGGAAGAAACCUCUACGAAAUCCGACGACAGUCGGUAAUUAUCUGAAAAAUAAACACAUCUCCCCGAAGUCUCUGUAUCCUAAGGUGUGGUAAGUGAAAGAGCAUGGCCCCGUCCGCCAUCGACCUCGUUCUGCAGCGGCUUCAUAGUAACCACGAAGCCGCUGCAGAGACAGGACCCUUCAAUAAGAAAUCGGCCGAUGGCCCAGUGUCCCCAAAACCGGAACCUCCUCCUGCCCCUUUGGCUAAUGAAGUGACCACCUCCGUGGCUUCGGCCGUGUCGAAUAUUUCGACCGAAGCUGCAGUUGUCACGGAGAAUCCGGUGGAACUGAUAAUGGAGGACAUUGCUGUUAAGACACACGUUCCUGUGUGGGGAAUUAUCCUCAUACUCAUCGGUAUCGGACUGCUGCUAGUCUGCAUCUGUUGCUGUUGCCUUCGGAGAUGGUGCAAACGAAGGAAGAAGGACAAAAAGGGUGGAAAGGGCGGAGUGGAUCUCAAAGGCAUGGGCUUCCUUGGAGACGCUUACAAAGAAAAAGUUCAACCAGAUGAAGAAGAUCUGCAAGAUAACAUGGAGGAUAACGAGGGUGAAAAGGAAAGUGAAAAGUCUGAAGAGAAACUUGGCCGAUUGCAAUACAAGCUGGAUUACGAUUUCAAUUCCAACAACUUGGCGGUAACGGUCAUUCAAGCUGAAGAUCUUCCCGGGUUGGACAUGUCUGGAACAUCAGACCCUUAUGUCAAGGUUUAUCUUCUUCCCGACAAGAAGAAGAAGCACGAAACUAAAGUGCACAGGAAAACCCUCAACCCAGUCUUCAAUGAAACAUUUAACUUCAAGGUACCUUUUGCCGAGAUCACCUCCAAAACACUGGUCUUUGCCAUAUUCGACUUCGAUCGUUUCUCUAAACACGACCAGAUCGGGGAGGUGAAAAUCCCGCUUAACACCGUGGAUCUGGCACAAACAAUUGAAGAAUGGAAAGAUCUAACAAGUGUGGAAGGAGAGCAAGGACAGGAAAACAAGUUGGGAGACAUUUGCUUCUCUCUGCGAUACGUACCGACAGCCGGAAAGCUUACUGUAGUCAUUCUAGAAGCUAAGAACUUGAAAAAAAUGGAUGUCGGUGGUUUAUCUGAUCCUUAUGUUAAAAUCGCCAUUAUGAUGAAUGGCAAGCGAAUUAAAAAGAAGAAAACGAGUAUCAAGAAGUGCACGUUGAACCCUUAUUACAAUGAAUCCUUUACGUUUGAGAUCCCCUUCGAACAGAUACAGAAAGUGCAGCUGGUGAUAACGGUGGUCGAUUAUGACCGUAUUGGAACGUCGGAUCCUAUUGGGAAAGUGGUGUUAGGAUGCAAUGCAAGCGGCACUGAGCUCCGUCAUUGGAUGGACAUGCUUGCAUCUCCUCGACGACCAAUUGCACAAUGGCAUUCGCUCAAAGACCCUGAAGAAGGGCAAGAUAACUAAGGAGAUGGAAACUUCGAAGGGGAUACAAUAUUAUUUAAUCCAAGCACAACUUUCAGAACAUCAAAUUUUCGGAUUGCCUGUGAAAAAAAAAUAUUAAAGAUGAACUAACUCUUGUAUGUCCAAAAAAAAAAAUACCUAGAAAUAUAUUAAAGAAAUAUAAAUAUAUAGGGUUGAACGUAGAGUUUGUAAAUAGCUAAUAGCUAUAUACAUGCUUUCACAUUGACACUUGUCUUCGAAGAUGCUGUAUAUGUAAUAUAUAUAUCAUGACAAUAAUGUACUUAUUAGUUGAAACUGUUCAUUUUCAUCAAUCGUUUUUUAUGUUUGACAUUUGCUGUAGUUGAAAUGCAAAAUCAAAGUGUUUGUUUAAAACUGCGGAAUAUUAAUGUUCACUAAAUUUUAACGAUGUUGCAUAUCACAUGUGUACCUUUCAAGUUGGAUUUUUAUUCCUAAUAUUUAGAUUUGUGGUAAAAUGAUAAAUAGUGUUAAAUGUUGAAAAAAUAAACAAAUCUGACUUCGGUUUUGGCGCUGUGUUGGCCACAGCCACUUGUGAAAGUCAGAUUCUUCUGUGUUCUUCGGUGAUGAACGGUGUCGGAUUUAGUGUUGGAAAAAGCCAAAAGGCACAUUGUUAUACAACUGAAUAAUAAUAAUAAUAAUAAUAAUUAACUGUUGUUGAUGUCCGCUGAAUAUGUAUAUCCAUUCCCUGACUGAUUUUUGAUUACGGAUUUUCAGAAUGAGAUUUUUAAGUUUUUUCCCACUUACACUUGGGCUCGUUUCCUCAUUUUUAAAACUGAAUGUGGAAAAACGGUGGUAAAAAAAUUGAUAAAAAAAUUACAGAGAAAAAUAACGACUUGUAUAAAUUUUCUAAUGACCCAUCGGAAAAAAAAAAAGAGGAUGGCGAUUUUUUUGAUAAUCAACUAAUAUUUCUACUAUAAAAGGAUCAGAAAUGAAAAUUUGAAAAAAAAUGCUCAUCCAAAAAAGAUAAUAAGGGAGAAUUAUCUAUCGUCUAUUUUUCAAUGCAAACCUGAUCUCAAAUAAUCAUUUCGAAAUAUUCUCGAAAUGAUCAUGUGAUCAAAUUCAACGAUUUUCAUAGGCUUCUCAUAGAAGGUUAUAUUUUUAAUUUAACCUCUAAUAGCUUGUAGAUAAAAGAAAAACAAAAAAAAAUUAGCUAUGAACAUCGUGUAACGAAUGCAGGUUCAAACUGUGUCCAAGACUCAUAAACACUUAAAUCCGGCACUGGUAAAACGGUUGAGAUUUAUAUUUCCAGAUAACUAAGUGACGGCAGUUUGAAUGACAUUUGUUAUCACAGCACUAAUAUUUAUGUUGAAUUUACAGAGAAGCGUGUUGUUUUUGAUCACUUAGGUACUUAAAUGGAUUUUUUUUGGUGUACAGCCGUUUAUCGGCUUUCAAAUGCACUCUAUUAUUGUCUCUAGUGAUGAGCUCCUAUACAAAUAACAAUUGGUCACGUGUCGUGGAUAUAAAAAAUUUUGCGCAAGCGCAGUUAUUGAACUGAUUAGAAGCAAACGCUUUACUCUCUUAUUUCAAAAGUCACCAUUUUUUUAAAAACUCUCGAACAACGAACGUGAGACCAAUUCCUUUUGUCGAAAUCUUUCGACUAUUUCUUCUUCUAUAUCAAAUAUAUAUUACUAUAUAAAUAAUUCUUAGACUUAUUGAAGUAAAAGUACAAUUUAUUAGUGUCAAAAGAGAAGGGCUGCACUUUUGUAGACAAAAUGCUAAGGCUUAUACAAGGGGCAUAAUGCCAGCAUUUGAAGAGUCUAUAUAGUGCGUUCGGAAUCUUUAAAAUUUCAUUAAAAACUGGAUUACAGAAAAAUUCCGGACAAGAUAGAAAUGCGAGCAUUAAACUAAAUUAAUUCAUUGAAACACACAAGAAAAUCAAAAUUUAGAUUUUAAAAAAAUUUAGAGUGAAAAGAAAAUAAAACUAAAUGCAAAAUUUUGUUGUCUAGCUCGCUGGAAAAAAAUUUAGUGCUGCAAUGCUUACAAAUUUAGUGCUGUGUCGAAGUUGCCCUUAUUUCCAGCCCUAGCUCUGCGAAAUCUCUGUCUGGAUUUGUUGCAGCCCUUACACCAUUCAAUUUUUCUUCUUCUGAUAUAUAUAUAUGAAAAAUAUACUAUAUUAGUAGGAAUAUUUCGAAAUGCAAAUUCGAGAAUUGAUAGUUUUUUGAACUAAUCGGGCGAAUUAGAAAUACGAGAGCAAAAUAAUCUGCAUCGUGAAAACUGCGCACGUCAAGUUUCUCUCUUUAACUCUCUAUAAAAAUCAUUCUGAAUACUCUAUCAAAUUCUCGUAGCAUGUGUAAUAUAAAUAAUGAUAAUAAUAAUAACUCAGUUGCUUUUCCAGUGUCUUUUUCAUUGUCUCUAUCGCGCAUGGGCAGUGUGACAGAAAAAAUGCAUUUUGUUUUGGGCUUCAGUAAGAAUGGGAUUGUAAAAGCUGAAUAUGUCUAUUCUACAAACUGUGAUUAUAUUAUAGUACUACUUUUUCUCAUGUUUUAACCACAGCCCAUUGAAUGGUCAAUGAUUGAAACAAUUAUUGUGUGAAUAUUAAUAUGGAACUCUCUUGUUAAUAUUUUCAGUUGAUACUCACAAAUAAAGUAACAACCAGAAUCAAUAGA
Argiope bruennichi is the source of this 4207-nucleotide messenger RNA. RefSeq names its product synaptotagmin 1-like. The transcript is spliced from 10 exons. Gene Ontology annotation, biological process: cellular response to calcium ion; calcium ion-regulated exocytosis of neurotransmitter; regulation of dopamine secretion. Bases 243 to 1586 code for a protein of 447 amino acids. The record is from RefSeq and is a predicted model, not a curated record. Gene Ontology annotation, cellular component: synaptic vesicle membrane; dense core granule; axon. Gene Ontology annotation, molecular function: syntaxin binding; calcium ion binding; phosphatidylserine binding. Lineage: Eukaryota; Metazoa; Arthropoda; Arachnida; Araneae; Araneidae.